This is a messenger RNA of Babesia bovis T2Bo, 7095 nucleotides long. RefSeq names its product PHD-zinc-finger like domain family protein. Lineage: Eukaryota; Apicomplexa; Aconoidasida; Piroplasmida; Babesiidae. The coding region runs from base 441 to 7055 and encodes 2204 amino acids. Gene Ontology annotation, biological process: regulation of transcription by RNA polymerase II. The transcript has a single exon. The record is from RefSeq and is a predicted model, not a curated record.
AACAUGCGUUCACGCGGGCCGUUAAGCGUGCGUGGCCGUGAUUAUAAUAUAUUUAUACUUGGAGUUAUUUCCUAUUAAGACCUUGGUAACGCGAGAUGGGCUUCUGUGUCGAUUUGCGGCGCAGACCAUCCCACAGGCUCCGGAUUGACGCUGUGGUCAGUACACGCUGAGCGUAUUUAACAUAUUAUCUAGCUGUUGAGUGUAGUUACCUUGUGUUAAAUUCUUGUUUGGCUGUUUUGGGCCGGACGUAAGUUCAAGGUCUACUGUAGGCCGUUGUUCUUCACGAUAUAAGUCUUUUUGGCUCUAUUUUAUCUUAACUUUGUUUAUAUUACAUUAUUUCUGUUUAUCUAGCACAUUGGCUGUAAUAUUGGUGUUGCUUGCCGUUUAUGGCCCAAGACUGUGUUGAUUAGGCUUUUGGCCUACGAUGCUUCGUAUUAGCGAUGGAUCAAGAUUCGGCAAUCAGUCGGGAUACUUCUCAGGAGGAGGACCGUUUUUGGAUAGAUACUGAACGUCAGUACUUCAGUAGCCCCAACCCUACUUUACUCCUGUGUUUGCGUAACCACGCCUGGCACUGCCGCUAUAUCGCGCGGGAGUCUCGUAAGCUUCUAAACACUAUUGACGGCGCAUCUUCUGGACAUUCCGGUGCUGCUCGUAGUAAAAAGAGUUCGAAGACGCACUCCAGUGGCAAAUCGGGUGCUUCCAACAAUGUUAAGAAUCCAGGUCCUGGUGCUACCCAGGAUGGGUCUUGUCCAGAGGAGAAUGGCAUUAUUUCGGUUUCUAUCGGUGUGAAGAACAAGAGCAUGAUAAUGACUCCUCAUGGUACCAAUGCUAUACCAUCUAGACUACCAUUUGCUACGGGUAUUGUUACUGGGGAUCAUCCAUCAUACGCUGAAGACCGUUCAUUUUACUUGUCUCGUACUCAGACUCCGGGUACUGUUGACGACGAUCUGUAUUACAACCCAGUGGUCAGUGCCAAGCACGAUAGCAAGUUACGUCUGCCCAUGAUUUUGCCAUCACAGGCACCUGAUGGUAUAAGGCUUCUGAUCUACUGUCCCGAGGAACCUGGUCGUGAGACUGACCCAGACGCACCAAGGAAGCCUGGAUACAAGACUGGUAUGCUUACAGAUAUUUUAAACCCUGACCACAUUCCCGAGAUUCUUCAUGGACCAUCCCCUGUAUGGUCGCGUGUAUUCCAGCCAAUUUUCAAGACUGGCCGUGACAUAUCGCCAUUUUAUGAGAAGUCCAGUCCAUUGUUGGAGGAUAUAAGAGGUCCUGUGGUUGACCCUGUGUGGGAGAGCCACAAUGACUUUGACCUGAGCACUCGUGCCAGUCGUGCUCCCAUGUUGUGCAGUCUCGGGUUCACGGAAGUGCUGCCUCAAUGCACUAUUGACUACAGCCCGAAGCUGUUCACCUUUGUGGAGGCUAAGGCAGGGCAAAUAUGUAAGCGUUGUUUGGGCAUGCCAAAGGUGUCGUGCCCGUUGUGUAUGACUGGUGACCAGGGCAACAACAUACCCGGGGUGUGUUUCAGCAACCAUGGGUCCAUCUAUAAUCGCUUCGAGUUGGUAUUCAACAAGCUGGACAUAUACAAGGCACGCAGUGAUAUGGGCAUGCAGUCUUACCUCAAUCCCUACAAUGCCAUUGCUGAUUCCCUGGUACCACUAAAGCGCUCCACUGACGACGAUAUUACGGCAGUAAUUCGGGAGUAUGUGACAACGCUUGAGGAGAUUGACGUCGCCUUUAGCUCUAUUAUCGAGCGAGUGGAGGCCGAGAAGAAGCCUAAUUUCGAUUAUUGGUCUGAUAUCGAGUCCCAGAUGGUCAGCAGUUACAUUGAGCAGUACAACAACAAGAUGAUGGAUAAUCGCUACAACUAUAGUACCCAGCGCCAGAGCAUAGACGUGUUGCGCAUCCGUAUAACGUGUUCCAAGAGUUCUACCUUGCCCGUACAGUGGACUGACCAUGCAUUGUGCAGUGUUUGUGGCAGUGACGAGGAUUGGGAUGACGAUCCAAUUUUAUUUUGUGAUUGUUGUUACAUACCCAUGCACUACUGCUGCCUAGGGUUCACUCCUGGCACCAUGUCCGAGACUAUACGCCAGAAUGUGCGGCGGCACAAGCUGUUGCAUACCAAAGAGGAUGAUGAACCUAAUAUCGAUGAGGAUGAGUGGAUAUGCCCGUCAUGUUUAUUCCUGUUGGACCAGUUGGCCUUCCUAGACGAGAACAUGGCUCUUAAGGCCAUUCGCAUAGCUGCCGGGCCACGUAACAAACAAAUGCUUGAUAUGUUGAGUGGCAGUCCUAUCGCUGACGUGUCCCAGCCUCUGGAGGAAGCUCGUUUGCCGUAUAUAGUCGGAUUUAGGUACGACAGCCCUAUAGAGCGCAUUGACCUAUGCACGUUGUAUCGCAGGACACCAUUGUCGGUUCAUCUCUUACCAAGCAAUCCGCCCACUGAAAAGGUACCUAACGACCCUGCCGACGACAAGCGCAAUGAAUCUGUGCCAAACGACCCUAAGAAGCAGCCUAAGAUUGAAUGCCUGCGCAGUCGCAAGUUAACGUUCGGUGCACUGAUGGACUAUGGUAACAUACCCACUACCGUGGCAAUAACCCUCCCCGGUGAGGAUAUACAAUCGCCAUUUGACUAUGAUCUUAGCGGCUUUGAGAUGGAUCUCCUGGGUCGCACAAUAACUCAAUUUUGGUCGUUCAAGGGUAUGACCCAGGCCCAACUGGAGAUUGCCCGUGAUAUUUUUGAUGAAAACCUGGUGAGGUACAUGACUGAUGGCAACUUGGAUGGUAUGCUGAAGCUAUUCAUGUACAUGCCCAAGGAAGAGGAAAAUACUCACCACGCGAUUAACCAGGAUCGUGCAUUCCAGCGUCAGAAGGCUGUACCACAGAAACGGGGUCGUAAGCCUGCCGAAUUCAAAAGUGAGCGUUUAGCCCAGCUGGCCAGUUCUAGCUCCAUCACCAGUAACCCGGAGGUGCGUCACGCCGAUGAAGACAUAAAUCCCGAGGACAUGUACAGCUUUAACUGCAAGAACGGCUUGAAGAAGUUAGUGAUCUCAGUCCGCAUGGCACGCAACUUCUUCGUUAACGUGAAGUUGCCUGUAUGCAUUCUCUGCGGUUUCGAUGCGUACUACCCUGGUGGCGGUCCCAUGAAGCGUACUUCCAAGCCGGGUACUUGGGCGCACGUGCGCUGUGCCAUUUCCAUGGACUGCACUAUUACACCGCAGCAUGUGGACUUUGAGUCCUUCGUACCCAAGGUCAAGGCCCUCCGUUGCCUUGUGUGCCACCAUUUGAGCACUGCCAUUGUGCAGUGCUCCCACGGCAGCUGCUGCAAGGCGUUCCACGUUACCUGUGCGGCGUCAUCCUCUAACUGCUUGUUUACAUGGGAUCAGGGUGGCAGACCGGAUAUACUAUGCCCUCAGCAUGCAUCCGGGCUUGCGCCCACCGUACUUUUGCGCAAGCUCCAGACCAAGAUACAGUACAAGAAUUUCAAGAAACUCAGUGGCCAUGAAACCAGCCUGGACUACGUUAACCCCAAGGACGAUGUGUUUGUUACCCACCUGCUAGACCCCAACUACAGGGUCAUCGCAUCGGCAAUUGAGCAUGUGAUGGGUCUUAAGCAACGCUCGCUGUUUGCACUGCCCAUGUAUGGCGACUCGUUAAACUCGCGCACGGCUGACAAGAUUACUGAGUCACAGGAAGACCUUAGGUCAAAAGCACCCAAGAAGCCUGAAGGUCGUUCACAACCACGCGAUAAUACGGGUAAAUUUGAGUCAGUUUGCAAGAAUCCUGGCAAUGUCCUGGAAAAUCACGAUUCUCCCCAAGAAGCUAUGUCUCCCAAGUCCUUGGAUAAGCAAGAUCCAGAUGGUACACUACCAGGUGAAGUCUGUACUCCCACGAGGGAUCUUGAAAGUAUCCCUUCAAGUGCGGAUGGGUCCGUGGAGGUGACCACAGAUGAGGCGACGCCAAAUCAUGACGAUUCAGGUACUCCCGUAAGGGGUAUACGGAAGAGGCGCAACUACAGGUUAGAGCUUACAACCCCUCCUCGUGUCCUAAGGCCUCGACGGCAGUGCAACACGAAGCCUACGGAGGUGAAAGAGCCUGUGAAAGCAAAGUCAGCGGACACGCCGGCUGUACCCAAGGGAACUCCAAGGAAAGCUGUUACAACAUGCAGGAUCACACAACUGGAUAAAGCAAAUUGCGUUUGGUGUGGGAUGGGUAACAGUGACGACGACGAGGCGACGCAUUACAAGCUGGUCUAUGACGACAAGUGUCCCACCGCGCACCACGUCGGUAGUUAUCUGUUCCCAGAUUACAAUGCCGCAAGACGCGCUUGCGAGGCCUUAUGCGAGCGCAAGCCCAGUGAGAACCCAGUGAUCAUUGAGGGCAUACCUCCCAUCAUUUUAACCGAUCUUUGCGCGGCGUCACGUUUGGUUGACGAAAAAAUGCUAUCGUACAUAUCAGAGGACUUUAUCGGUGGCCAGAGGCUCAUAACAGAGACUGUUGUGAAAGGAUACCGUUCGGCACUAAUCGGGCUCACCAGGCUACUUAACAUUCUGUACUUCAAGAAUAGGAACGAUGCCGAGAUUUAUGGGAUAUUCGAUGACAUGAUUGAGCACAUGAAGACUAUACAGUGGAUCGAUGACGCUAGACGGAAUUGUGAAAUUGGUACCACCUCUGCCAAUGACCUUUUUGCCUCUUUAACGCAAAUGUCACCCAAUUACGCCAAUACAUCUCGAGGUGCACACGAUACCUUAGAUCUUCGCCAGGAAUGCCGGAAUAAGGUAUUGGACGUGCUAAAAACACUGAACAAUACAGUAUUUAUGCGUUUGGAGCCAGGGGUGCUGCCCAUGGCCAUCACGAAGAUACUGGGACCUAAGCAACAGUCUGAUAUCUCAUCCCCAGGAAUCGAGUUGGUCCGUGGCUACGUUAUAUGUUCCGGUUGCAUGGAAUUCAAAGUGAUUGAAACGGAUGCUGACGAGGAUGUUGGCACCUCUCGCAAGCGUGUGAACUACGCGCAGCAUUACAAGACAUGCCGUGGAUGCAAUGCCAGGGCAUGCGAUGACUGUUUAUCGCAGUUGAAGUCAGCUCGUGUGCGUGCGAAAGCGAAUGCAGUGGCUAGUGCCAUACCAACGGAACACGGAACGGCGGAUUUGUACAUGUCCGCUGCUACAUUACUGUCGCAGCCCUUAUACCCCGGUAUAAGCCCACCCAAAUCAAGGAGUCUGCAACCCAUAGUGGAGCCUGAUAAUACGGCCCCUGGCCGUUCCCCCGUGGUGUCAAUGCCACUGUUGGCCAGGAACCAGUUGGUGGAACCACCUGGUAUGGGCGUCAUCACACCAAUGGGCGGUGGACCACCACUUGGGCCCAUGGUGGCGCCGAAUAUGAACAGAAUGUGCCCGGACACCUCGAGCCCGGUGAGGCGGAUGAUGCCACUUCCUCAUGUUGGCAGCCCGUUGCCUAUGCGGAACCCUAACGCCCCGGAGACACACACAACUCCUAUCAAGCAGGUGAUGAUGCCCAUGUGCGGGUCCGUGCCUAGUAUGUGCGCACCGGUCUAUAACGGCCCCGGGUCUAAAACACUGACACCGGUUUUCAACAGGAACGCGAUUGGUAGUGGUCCCAACACAGUCAAGACGGCACCAAUGCUCAAGAGCCCAUCGGUAAAGAACGGGCCUUUCGGGGUUGCCCUGGUGUCACCUUCCAGGUGCAAGGACAGCCCUGGCCCGAAUGGAUCAAGCUCUCGAGUCCCCAAGGCACCAGCUGGAUCACCAGAACCAACGUCUGGAAAUGCCAAGUCCACAUUUCUAUGCAUUCGGUGCGAAGAUUUGGAGCUUGAUACUAAUUUGCCACUACUGUGCUGUGCAUUGUGCUCGCGCUUUGAUGGGAUCAUGGUACCCAUUAGCAGGGAGAGUUUAUCGUAUUAUUUGAAUUGGACCUCGGAGUACGGCGGAUACGCCUAUGUACACCUGAUUUGCCUAGACUGGUUAACGUAUUCCAAGGUGGUGACCCCCUCUUUGCGGAAGUUCCCAAAGACCUCGAUGGACCAUCCAUGCCACUACUGUGGCAUGGCGUGUGGAGCUAUGAUGUCAUGUUCGCAUAACUACUGUAGCGUUAAAUUCCAUGCAUCCUGUGGCGCAUGGUUGGGUUGCAAGGCUGACAUGGGUAGGAAGCCUGACGGGCUCAAUGCUACUUCACGACGUGCAUACUGCUUGCGUCAUACGUUCCUAGGUAUGAUGCGCAUGAGUCAACUCGAGCGCAAGUUUAUGGUGGCGUCACCACAUCUAUACGACCUGCUAGUUGCUACGCGUAGUCAUUUGGCAACGUUCUAUGGAGGUGUCUAUCUAUCUAAGCAUUGCGUGCCAAACAAGAUGCGCAAUGAAAGUUUAACAAGGCCCGCUUUAGCUAGGCCUCCAGUAGCUGGAUUAGCGAGUGUCAAGCGGCCCAAGAUACCGCCUAAUGCUACCUCGUUCCACUUGAACAACCUCGGCAAUACCAUGAGUUUGCUCGGCAAUGUUAACUACAUGAGCCUAGGUCUAGUGCUUUCUAAGGUAACCUUCGGGCAGCCCAUGACUGAAUAUGCCAUGCUGCCCGAGACUACUGCACGUGACCGAUUGAUACAGGCUUUGAAUUGGACUGCUUACAACGGUGUGAAUCUAGUCACUGGCCGCAGGGACAAGAAGGAAAUACGCACUAUCAUAUAUUUAAUAAAGGCUGGCCAGCUGAAGCCCAUACACGGUAGUAAGCGCGGACGCAAACCGAAGUCACUUGACGGCUCGAAUUUCGACAAUAGGCAGAAAAUGCCCAUGGAAGAUAUACUCACGUACUGUCAUUCCGGUCAACUGGACUCUGGUGAGUUCUUUUGCCCCGUCUGCUUCUCUAUAUACUUCGAGCGCAGCCCGGGCUUACCCGGUGACGAUUUGCACUGGAUUGGUUGUGACGGUUGCGAACGCUGGUUCCACCUCGUAUGCGCUGGUCUGUGGGCUGACGGGCACGUGGACGCCAAUUCACCCAACUGGUUCUGCUUGGCGUGCUCACGCCAACGCGCACUUAAUACCAAAUAGCUGUCAAUUCAUUAACAACAGUUCUCUAAAGUUUGGGUUU